AAAUCAUUUUGUAUUUUGCUCAGUGAGGCCAUGAAAAAUCUCACCAGUCUGCUGCCUCUCAUGGGGAACAUGACCAUAGCAUCUAUUUCCAUGGGUAGCGUUACAGGGGUUUUAAAGAGAAUUCAAAAUGUGUCUGAUAUCAAGAAGUCCGCUUUCAUCUACUCUGCAGAAACAGGCAUCAGAGUUAUAGAUGAUUUUUCCAUACUGAAAGAUUAUUCCAACGCUCUCACUAUUCCAGAGGAAGCCACAAAACAAGCGUUCAACAAACGUGCAGAAAUUGCUUUUCUGGGUGUGUUCAGAUUUCCCAACAUGUCAAAGGAUGAAAACAACAGUACGGUUUUGGGGAAUGAAGUUUAUGCAAUCGAAAUGGGGACACAAAUUUCAAAUCUGACUGAAAACAUCAGUUUGGUCUUCAGCAAUAAAGAGAACAUGAAGGGAACUCCUGUCUGUCACUCAUGGGAUGGACGCGGAAAUAAGCCAAACUGGACAACUGAAGGGUGUACUACUAUUCCUGAUGGAAAUAAUAUAAUAUGUGAUUGCAGCCACUUGACUUUCUUCGCUGUCCUUAUGGUAUUAGGCCUACCCAUUCCCCAAGCUGACCUUGUCGCUCUCACCUACAUCACGUACAUCGGCUGCGGCCUCUCCAUGUUUUUCCUGGGAGUCGGACUAUUUAUUCACUUCCUCUUAAGGAAAGCGAAGGCCACUAAUUCAGCCCACGUGCUGAUGAAUCUCUUUUUGGCGCUGUUUCUGCUCAACCUGGCCUUCCUGACUAAUGAAUACGUUGCACGUGCGAAUAGCCCCAACGCCUGCAGGGUCAUGGCUGGAUUCAUGCACUACAGCUUGCUAGCCAGUUUCUCCUGGUUUGCGGUGGAGGCUUUACACCUCUGCCUGCAAAUGGCCAGACACUCAAUCGUCAUCAAACAUUACAUCCUCAAGCUCUCUGUGGUUGGGUGGGUUCCUCCUGCCUUUGUUGUCAGUAUCAUUUUCCUCCUUGGCAAAUAUGGUGAACUGACCAUACAGACGGACGCAAGCAAUGUAACCAUGUGCUGGAUUUUAGACACCACUGUCCACUACGUCGUGAACAUCGGCUUUUACUGCUUCGUCUUCAUCUUCACCUCUUGCACCAGCAUCGUGGUGCUGCGAUGGCUCUCCAUGCUGAAGGUGAGGAAGUUUAACAAAGCUGCAGCGGUGAAGCGCUCAGGAACCGCCUCCUUUGACAUCACCACCAUCCUCGGCCUCUGCUGUCUGCUGGGACUCACCUGGAGUUUCACUUUCUUCAGCUACGGAAGUCUGGUUCUGCCCUCGUACUACAUAUUCACCAUACUAAACUCCUUCCAAGGAUUCUUCUUGUUCAUAUAUUACAUGAAAACGAGCAGCCUCUUUGGAGACUCGGUGCCUUCAGAAGACAGCGAUAUGACUGAAGAGACCCACACAGAAAACCCAUACGACAACCAAACACCAACACCCGACAAAAAGGCCAUCUGACUGUCGCCUCUGUAUCUGUGCAUUUGAGAUGUCAUAUCUGUCUAUAGAUAGCUUACAUUCAUUUGCAGUAUUAUAGUGAAUUCAAUGCAAAGUUCUUCUGCAACAUAUGUAGCUAUUUCUGAUUUCUGAAUUUUUAAGAGUUUGAAUUGAAUUGCUGACGGCGCACAGGAAGAGAUAUUCGCUUUAUUGCAUCCUGUUUGCUACCUCAAUUCCACUUUAGGAACUAAACUGGAAUUUUAUAGACUAUCCAAUUUAGUUCUGAAUGGGGCACAACCCUGCUGAAUAAUAAUAUAAUAAUCAUC
Molecule: messenger RNA, 1787 nt
Organism: Rhinichthys klamathensis goyatoka
Lineage: Eukaryota; Metazoa; Chordata; Actinopteri; Cypriniformes; Leuciscidae
Gene: adgrg11
Product: adhesion G protein-coupled receptor G11
Exons: 10
Coding region: 31-1485 (484 amino acids)
Biological process (GO): cell surface receptor signaling pathway; adenylate cyclase-activating G protein-coupled receptor signaling pathway
Cellular component (GO): membrane
Molecular function (GO): G protein-coupled receptor activity
Source: RefSeq, a predicted model, not a curated record